AUGAGAGCAGACAGUAGACCAAUUAGGAAAUCUUUCAGGUUUCUUAAUUUUUGGGUGAAGCAUGAAUCUUUUCUAGAUGUAGUCAAAGAAAAUUGGGUGGAAUCUUAUGGCUCAGACCCCUUCUUUAACUUUCAUAAUAAGUUAAAAAAGGUGGGAAGAGCUCUCUCUAAGUGGAGUAGGGACACUUAUGGUGAUAUCUUCAAGCAAAUUGCAACUCUGGAGGAAGUGGUGCAGGUGCAUGAGCAGGAAUUUGAACAGAAUCCUAUAGGGCUUAACAGGGAAAGACUACAAAGGGUGCAAGCUGAUCUGAUCAGGUUUUAUGCUAUUGAAGAAAAAUUUUGGAGACAAAAAGCAGGGAUGCAGUGGUUUCAGGAUGGAGAUAGAAACACAAAAUUCUUUCAUGCUCAUGUCUAUGGAAAGAAAAGAAAGCUGCAAUUACAGAGAAUUCAAGAUCAUACAGGUACAUGGCUGGACACUGAAGAGGAGAUUGCGCAGGAAGCGAUCAGAUUUUUCUCGGACCAAUUCAAAGAGGAAAAUAUCCCUACAGAUUUCUCUAUGCUUGAUAAGAUUCCUAAAAUGGUUAUAGAAGAACAAAAUCAACAGCUCUAUGAAAUGCCAGAUGAAGCAGAGGUGAAAAUAGCAGUUUUUGGUUUAAAUGGAGACAAUGCAGGGGGUCCUGAUGGUUUCACAGGAAGAUGUUUCCAAGCUUGUUGGGAAAUUAUUGCAAAUGACUUGGUGAACAUGGUGAGAUCUUUCUUCUGUGGGCAUGAACUCCCAAGGAUAUCAUGGUUAUUUCUAACUAAAGUCCUGAGGAGAAUGGGGUUUGGUGAAUUUACUAUUGAUCUGGUGUUUAGAGUUAUCUCAAAUAAUUGGUAUUCCAUUCUGAUUAAUGGGCAACCCUAUGGUUUUUUCAAAUCAUCUAGAGGAGUAAAGCAAGGAGAUCCACUGUCCCCUGCUUUAUUCAUUUUGGCUGCAGAAUAUGAUACUAUCAUUUUCACCUCUGCUAAUGAACAGUCUGUGAGAUUAGUGAUGAAGACUUUGAGUAAUUAUGAGAAGGUGAGUGGUCAGAAGAUCAACAAACAGAAAAGUGUUGUUUAUAUGCAUCAUUUGACAUCUCAUAACAUUAAGGAGUUGGUAUUUUCUGUCACUCAGAUUCCUGAAAAGGAUUUUCCAUUCACAUAUUUGGGUGUACCAAUUUACUAUGGGAGAAGAAUGAACAUUCACUACAAUGAGAUAAUAGAAAAGAUUCAGAAUAGACUGAGCUCAUGGAUUGGUAAGCUGUUAUCUAUUGGAGGAAGGACAACACUGAUUAAACAUGUUUUACAGAGCAUGCCUAUACACCUAUUAUCCGCUUGUGACCCUUCUAGUGGUAUACUUGCUCAGAUUCAUAGAUUGUUUGCUAAGUUCUUUUGGAGCAACUCUGUGGGAAACUCAAGUAAGCACUGGGCAACUUGGACAACCUUGUGUCAUCCACAAGAAGAAGGUGGCAUGGGGUUCAGAAGCCUACAAGAUAUAUCUAAAGCCCUCUUUACUAAACUGUGGUGGAACAUGAGAACCAAACAAUCCUUAUGGAGAACUUUCAUGAGUAAUAAGUACUUAAAGAAGUUUCAUGCUGUGAUAGCCCCUAGCAGAUCAGGUACUUAUGUGUGGAAGAAGAUGAUUAAACACCGAGAUGAGAUGGAACAUGAGAUAUGGUGGAAGCUUCAACAAGAUUUUGAGUGUGAUCCCACAAUCAUCCUUGUAAAAGAAACUGCAGAAGUGGGGCAAUGGGAUGAACAGUUGCUAAGAAGAAUCCUUCCUGAGGAUAUAGCAGACCAUAUUGUGCAGCACAUUAAUCCACCAAAUGAAAAUGGCCAAGCAGAUAAGGCUUUCUGGAAGUUAGAUUCGAGGGGGAAAUUCACAGUUGGGUUUGCAUUUCAAUUGCUCAAACAAAGAAAAGACCCCAGUAAUUUGUAUAAGCAGAUGUGGAUUAAAGGACUACCAAUAAAGAUAUCUUUUUUUAUUUGGAGAUUUUGGAAGUUCAAGCUACCACUAGAUGAUAAGUUGAAGAAAUGGGGACACCAAUUCCCUUCCAGAUGCUAUUGUUGUCAACAUCCAGAAGUGGAAGAUACCUCCCAUGUCUUUUUACACUCACCAACAGCUCAAGCCAUCUGGAAGUAUUUUUGUGGACCAGUGGAAAUAAAUAUUGAGAAUUUGCAAAUUACCCAAAUAAUUAACAGAUGGUGGGAUAUGCCUAGUAGACUACCUGUCAAAUGCAUCAACCAAGCUGUGAGAAUGAAAAAUUUUAGAUAUGCACCAUAUAAUUGGAGUGUGAUUGUUGAGUCAUUACAGAGAUAUUCUCCAAAGGUAAGAGUAACACGAGUAACUUGGAGAACUCCAGAUAUUGGAUGGAUAAAAGUCAGUACUGAUGGAGCCUCAAGAGGAAACCCGGGUAGGAGUUCAUGGGCCUUUUGUGUAAGGGAUGAAAGGGGAGAUGUGAUACAAGCACAUGCCAGAGAAAUAGAGGAUCUUCAAAGCACCAACACCGAGGCAGAGGCCCUGGCCAUUUUACAGGCUCUCAGGUAUCUAAAAGACAAUCAGUGGGAUCAAAUAAUGAUAGAGACAGAUUCACUUUUGCUGAAGAACAUUAUUCAAAGGACAUGGGAAAUUCCUUUGCAAAUCAUUACUAUGAGAAGACAGAACAAUGGAGAUUACAAAACAAGCAAGAAUCAAAUGCAGAGAUACAGAGAAGGUAAAUAUAGCAAAGAAAGAGGAAGGGACAUACCAGAUCGAAUAGGAGAAAGGCAACAACAAGCUCAGUGUUCAUACAGCAAUCUCAGCAUCACAAACGAGCUGGAAUCGAAACAACAACUUCAGGAGCUGUGGUGCAGAUGA
This is a messenger RNA of Lycium barbarum (goji berry), 2874 nucleotides long. RefSeq lists its product as uncharacterized. Gene Ontology annotation, molecular function: RNA-DNA hybrid ribonuclease activity; nucleic acid binding. The record is from RefSeq and is a predicted model, not a curated record. Lineage: Eukaryota; Viridiplantae; Streptophyta; Magnoliopsida; Solanales; Solanaceae. The transcript is spliced from 6 exons. The coding region runs from base 1 to 2874 and encodes 957 amino acids.